Messenger RNA from Anguilla rostrata (American eel), 5916 nucleotides. Its product is annotated as E3 ubiquitin-protein ligase TRIM9. The record is from RefSeq and is a predicted model, not a curated record. NCBI's taxonomy places the organism in Eukaryota, Metazoa, Chordata, Actinopteri, Anguilliformes, Anguillidae. The transcript has 11 exons. Gene Ontology annotation, cellular component: cytoplasm. The coding region runs from base 101 to 2236 and encodes 711 amino acids. Gene Ontology annotation, molecular function: zinc ion binding; protein binding.
AUUACGCCUGCGUACAGCGGGGAAGGGGAGCUGUCCGUAUCAAAUAGUGCUGGUGUGUUAUCGUUGAUCGGGGCUCUUGCGUUGUGAGUGUGUGCAUUUUAUGGACAAGAUGGAUGAAGAAUUAAAAUGCCCAGUUUGCGGUUCUUUAUUCAAGGAUCCCAUCAUUCUACCUUGUUCUCACAAUGUUUGCUUGGCUUGCGCCCGAAACAUCAUUGUACAGACGCCAGAGGGUGAAACACCUCCGCAUAGCCGUGCCUCCGGGAACUCGGAUUACGAUUAUCUUGAUAUGGACAAAAUGAGCAUGUAUAGCGAAACGGACAGCGGCUAUGGAUCAUACACGCCGUGCCUGAAGUCUCCGAAUGGGGUAAGGGUGUUUCCUCCGGCUAUGAUGCACCGUCAUUGCUCCAUCACCUGCCCCCUUUGUCAUCGCAGCGUCUCUCUAGACGAACGAGGGCUAAGGGGCUUCCCACGUAACCGACUGCUGGAGGCAAUCGUUUCACGCUAUCAGCAGAGUCGUGCCGUGGCGGUGAAAUGCCAGUUGUGUGACCGCAACCCGGUCGAAGCCACUGUGAUGUGCGAGCAGUGCGACGUCUUCUACUGCACGCCCUGUCAGCAGCGAUGCCACCCUUCCCGUGGACCGCUGGCCAAACAUCGAUUGGUACCUCCGACGCAAGUGGCAGGCGCUAGCCAGCAGCAGCCGGCAGCGACCGCUCGCAAACUGGCAACAUGUGCGGAACACGACGUGGAGAACUACAGCAUGUACUGCAUCAACUGCAAAAUCCCGGUCUGUUUCCAGUGCCUGGAGGAGGGCAAGCACGGAAAACACGAUGUCAAACCUCUGGGCGCCAUGUGGAAACAGCACAAGUGCCAGCUCUCCCAAGCCCUGAGUGGAGUAUCAGACAGAGCCAAGGACGCCAAAGAAUUUCUGGUUCAGUUAAAGAACAUGCUUCAACAGAUACAGGAGAACGGAGUGGAGUUCGAGGCUUGCCUGGUGGCUCAGUGUGACGCGCUAAUCGACGCGCUCACGCGACAGAAAGCCAAGCUCCUCACCAAGGUCACCAAGGAGCGCGAGUACAAGCUGAAGGUGGUACGCGACCAGAUCACUCACUGCACCAUGAAGCUGCGUCAGACCACAGGGAUGAUGGAGUUCUGCCUGGAGGUGAUCAAAGAGAAUGACCCCAGUGGGUUCCUGCAGAUCUCAGACGCCCUGAUCAAGCGGGUGCAGUCAUCCCAGGACCAGUGGGUGAAGGGGGCGCUGGAGGCCAAGGUUGGCCCCGAAUUUGACCUGACUCUCAGCACCGACCCUCUGCUGCAGGCCAUUCACCAGCUGGACUUCAUUCAGGCUAAAGAUUUUCAGGAGACUCCAUUAUUGAAACAAAAGCAUGCAGGUGGACUGAAAGUGACGGAAAGCGCAGGAGCGGAGGCCUCGACUGUCCCGCCCGCACCCCUGCUGCAGCUGGAGAAAUGCUGCACUCGAAACAACAGCGCCACCCUGGCUUGGAGGGUCACUGCAGGUCCCAGUGUCCCCAUCGAGGCUUAUGUGCUGGAGCUGGACGACGGCAAUGGCGGCCAAUACAGGGAAGUGUACGUCGGAAAGGAGACCGUGUGCACAGUGGACGGGCUCCACUUCAACAGCUCCUACAAUGCGCGAGUCAAGGCCUACAACUCCACAGGAGUGGGGCCCUACAGCAAGACCGUCAUCCUGAAGACGUCCGACGUGGCGUGGUUCACCUUUGAUGCCACCUCCGCUCACCGGGACAUAGUGCUGACCAACGAGAACCAGACGGUGAGCUGCAACAGCUACGACGACCGCGUGGUGCUGGGAACGGCCGCCUUCUCCAAGGGCGUGCACUACUGGGAGUUGUGCGUGGAUCGCUACGACAACCACCCCGACCCUGCCUUCGGCGUGGCCAGGAUCAACACCAUGAAGGACAUGAUGCUGGGGAAAGACGACAAGGCCUGGGCCAUGUACGUGGACAACAACCGCAGCUGGUUCAUGCACAACAACUCCCACACCAACAGGGCGGAAGGGGGCAUCACUAAGGGGUCAACUGUGGGCAUCCUGCUGGACCUGAACAAGCACACGCUCACCUUCUUUAUCAACAAGGAGCAGCACGGGCCUGUGGCCUUCGAAAACCUGGAGGGGGUCUUUAUGCCCGCUGUCAGCCUCAACAGGAAUGUCCAGGUCACGCUGUUGACGGGCCUGGAGGUGCCAAAGAAUAUUCAGCAGCCGUGACUGCUCAAUGAGCCGUUGGGUAAUACACAAUAUCACACUGGCGCUACGCGAGCUCCAAUCAGAUCAGUACCAUGUUCAAUGUCAGCUAACAGCACCAUUGUGGGAGGUUUAAGACUCAUGCAUAGCUAUAUUAUAUGUUCACUGGUGUUAUUUUUUUAGACUUCAAUGGUAAAACAGCCAAUUACAUCUCAGUCAAACAAACGAUCAGUAAUUCAAUGAUAUGUCAUCACAAAUCACAACAUUGUGCUUUCAUAUUUUUAAAACUGCUCUCUUGCUCCCGACUCCCCUGAUCCCAAGUGAUCAGCCUGCUCUCUGAUUGGCAGUCGUCACACCAAUAGGAGUGUUCAUUGGCUGAUCACUGCUCUGGGAUUAGUGGGGAAUGAGGAAGCAGUCUGGGACUCUGAGUCUACAUCUGAAAAUAGCAACUACAGACUAGAAGUGCCCUAAAAUUCUUAUGAUCUACUUAUCUCAGGUUCAUAAAAUAUAAAAUAAGUGUGUUGUCUUCAUUGUGUAUAUGUUAUGAAAACUGUACAGGAAGCAAAGGUGGCAAACAGACACCUCAGAACACAAGGCUUUCACAGAUGCUAACCAUUACAAUAGCAGGACUUGCUAGAACACAUGUAAAUAUUCAGUAAUCAAAUGGAGAAAUACAGCGACACUGCUUCCGAGAGAGCAGACAGGAGAGUGAAGAGAGAGAAGUAACUUUGCUCUGAGUGUCAUGUCUGCUUGGGGUUCACGGUGUAUGUCUGUGACAUCAUCUCUAAGCAGUGAAUGGAAUGUCCCAGAGAGCUCAGGAUGGACACUCUGCUCGGAAGUAAAUAAAAAUAAAUAAAUAAUAAAAAACCCACAAGGGAUAGUAGACCCCUGCAGAUGUAGACAUGUUUGUAUUGUAGUUUAUAUGUGACCCUUAAUUAAUGGGCACGUGGACAACAAGAAUGUCCUGCCCUCACAAUGACACCAGAUGCGAGUGACCGAGAUGAUAAAAUUCUGAGAAUUUCCUGCUUUGUGAAUCAAAAUCAAUACAAAAUAUAUUUUUUCCUCAUGCACUUGUCCCACGUGUUAGGCUUGUUUUUCACAUAGAGUCAAGCAAAGAUGCUUCGCCCUCUUGAUGGUCAAUGAUUUUUUAAAUGAAAAGCUAUUGUAAAACCCGUUAAAGCUUCAGAACAUUGAUUGACGAAAGUCUGUGAGGUCAUGUUUGCAUGUAGUUGUAAAUAUCGACACGAGACUGAGUGAAGACUCGUGUGUCCCAAGCAUGAAUUUUAAGUGGACUAAUUAAAUCAGUGACCUCAUUCUGUAAAUAAUACACAAACGCUCCCAUUUAGACAUUUACGGUGUUAUUUAUCUUACACGCCUAUGGUGGACCUUUAGCUGUAGUUCAAACCUCGACCUUGGCAUUAAAAAAAAAAAAAAAAACUUGAUGUGAGCAAGUCUGUAGUGUUCUCAGGCAAUUGUUAAUUAAAUACCUCCAAACAGCAGAGACCAGAACUAUCAAAAUGACAGAGUUUACAUUUGAAAUUUUAAAGCUGUGGCAGACACAUAUACACACAAACUGAACCAUAAGACAUCCUGUUCCUUCAGCUUAAGAUAGUCAAUGACGUUUACAAGAUAUUCCAAUCACACAAGAACUGAGAAUCAAACUAGCACAAUAUUGGGUAGAACGCUAUUCCGCCCAUGCCAAACAGGAGUGUGAAUAUACAUCAAUCAUGGAUGGGCAAGUUUGUUGUCCUGGACCAACCUGACUGGCUCAAGCCAUAUAGACGUUCUGCUGACCAGUAAUGAUAAAAGUACAUGAAAGGAAUUAUCCUCUAGAUGUUCCAAUUUGCGCUAAACCACAUGCACAGGUUGCAUACUCAUUUAUAUAUUAUGUACAGAUUCUCUGCAAAGCUGUGUGGUCAGUGAUCACAUAUGUAUACUGUGCCUCUUCUCAUGGAUGUCUGCCAUUUUGACUAUUCAGGUUUCACUGAUUGAGUGGAUUGAUUACUCAUUGGCAGUAUGAGGGAGACUUAAUGCAGUACUAGACCUGGUCUUUACAGAGGUACUGCCCCACUGUGAUUCACCGAUAAUAUUUUACGUAUUUGCUCAAGCAUGAAAACUACAGUGCGAGACUUUGAAACAAGGGUAAGUGGGAACUGUGAUGUUUCCACAUUUGAAAGAUUGGAUUUCGAUCUCUUUAUCUUUUAAGCCCUUUAAACUAGUGUUUCAGAAAUGUUUCCAUUUUUAUUUUUUUUAUUCACCAAGCUUCUCCCAAAAUUAUUUUUCACUCUACUUUUAAAAAUGAAAAAAAAGUAAACCACUUUGCGAUGAGAGGGAGUGUACAUUUGUUAAGGUUGUGCAUGCUGUGCAUUAGAAAUCUGUCCUUAAUCCACAUUGGGAAUUUUAUUGUUUGGAUUAAGCAUACCAAAGUUACUUCUUACAUUGGAAUAAUGGUCUUGUUCCAUAUCUGGAGGACAAGUAAAGUUCUCCCUAUGGUAAAAUGUGAAAAGUUUUUUUACCUGUAUGUAGCUACUGUUAGACCCUUGCUUUUGCCUCCGAAAACAUGUAAUUUAUAAAUCUUUUACAAGGGUCCAUCCUACUCUUUUCAAAUAAAUGAUUUAUUCAGGAACUUUACGUCAAACAAUUCAGAUUGUGUUAGUUUCCUCUGUGCAGGGCCAGUGGAUCGUAUGUUGAAAAGGUAAAGAUGUAAAAUAAAGUAGAAUAGAUAAACUUUUUCUGAUGGACCUGUCGUGUAGAACAAAUGUGAAUGUGACCAUUCUCGUAAUUAAAGAUGGCGACAGGGAAAGUUCAUUUGACAAGGUUUCAAAACGUUAUAAUUGACCACUGGGAAAGGCCAGAGAUGGAGGAAAGUAACAAAGCAGCCAGCAGUAUUUAUAAUGCAAUGGAGUAUUACCAGGUGAGCACUGGGUCAUAGUGACCACUCACCUUCAUGCAGAGGAAGAAAAGUUUAUCAGUCUAGUGAAGCAAGGCCCAUUAACAGGCUCACUCAAAACCCAAAACUCACAGCGACCUUAGUAGUGAUGCACAUAGAAGCUUUCCUUCUCCUCUAAAUGUCUUGUAGUGGUGUGUUCGGCAUGCAUUUUUAUUUUGACACGGUAGCUUGCUUUUGAAUGUGAACAUCCGACGAAAAACGGUGCUAGAAAACAGCCAGUGUUGUGCGAUUAAAAUCUUAAUUAGAACCAAGAGGACCCACCGCCAUACCAGACUUUAUACAUGUUUAUUUAUUUCGUGUUAUUUAUUUUUAUAUGUGUAUUGAGUCUUUUUGAAAUUUACACUUUGCAGCAGUGACACAAUCGAAAGUUGUGGAAUCUGCGAGAGAGUUUUCAAUGCGAGAAUCUACAGACAAGCACACUGAUAAGGCCCUGGGGCUGAAAGUGGCCUCUUUCUGCACCAGUCUACCAGAGAACUAGGCCUAGUACAUACCACCAGGCCCCAAGGAAUGCCAGACAGUCCCACAGGACACCACAGCACUGGUGUCCUGUCUGUGUGUUCACAAAAGCUGUACUUUUUCUAGAAUUCUGUGUAUUUACUUCAUUUUAAUUUCUCCUAAAAAUGUAAACGUUUUGUAUUCUCCAGUGGUUUGUAUAUGAAAUGCAUUGUAAUGGCAUUGUUUUCAUACUCUGUAGUGUAAAAGAAAGGCAAUGUCUUUUUUCGUUUUCAAAAUGAAUAAAUUGUGAUGGCAUAUA